GUAUCAACUCCGGUCUCUCCGCCAUCUUUGUCGGCUACCCAUUGUUCAAUCUGGAGCUAACAGCGGUGGCAAAUCAGUUUAUUCUGCGCAAUAAAAUACUUGACGGUGUCACAGGCAGCUGCCCGCGACAGUCGUGGAUUUGCUCUCAGGGUUACGACUUGUUCUCGGCCAGCAAGUUCAACAGAAUGGACGAUGACCAGCCCAAAACCCUGUAAGUGUGUGUCUGCGUUAUCGUCAGCUAGCUAACAGCCUGUGUUCGUCACGUAGCUAACAUUCAGAGUCUUAACCGGAGCGCGCUGUGGGCUCAAAACCCUGCUUUCUGACAUAUACUUAUUGGUGAUUAAACUUAUUAAAUUAUCCGACUUUUUGAUAUACAUUUAUCCUUAUGAUUCGAUGUAAACUAAGUACAACAUAACGACAUAACCAGCCUCCGGUAAAUUCUGCACAUUCAUUAACGCUAGCUAGCGAGUUCCAGAAAAAUCUUAAAUUAACGCGUCGGUACACACUGCUUUAAAAGGGAAACCUGCUAUUACAGACGGACUAUUACGAGAAUUUCUCACGCCGAAUUGAGCACUAGAACGAAAACAUCACUCAUGUUCGGAAAUGACUGCUUCAGACUCCAAGGAAGUCCUGACAAUGUGCUGAAGAACACAGAAGUGACUGUUUUUUCAAUGGAGUUUGGUGUCACCGCCUCCGUAAUGUUUCCAAAGCGGUAGAAUAAAUAUCACAAGGGCCCGAUCACACAUUUGUUCGUCUAGUUUAGCCGCAAGAGAACCCAGCGCCUGAUAAUAAAUAUUAAUACCGGUGUUAAUUCGGGUUUGAAUGCGGGUUAUUUUUGUUACCGGGGUAAGAUUAACUUAAAUCUAUUUAAAGCCUACAGUGAUGUAAGACAAGGUCAAUAGCUGAGAUUUCAAUAAUGUUGGUUGUCCCCAGAUGCACUCUGUUUGGCUGAAGAGCUGUUUGCCUUUUCAAGGCAGACUGAAGAAUUAUUUGGCCUUGAGGUUUUAUUGCCUGGCGACAUUUGCAUUACUAUUAUACUGAAGGUGGACUGGGAAUCUGCAUAUUGCUUUGUGCUGGUAUCUGUUUUUGAGGCACAGGAAAGAGGGGGCUGCAUUGUCACACGGGUUAUGUAAAUAUGGAUUUUGGAAUAAUUUUGAAGGAGUGUACCCAAUCAUAGACCAGUUUUGGAAAAAAUGGUACAUAAUUAUCAUGUAAUCAGGCAGGAAAAGGUAUUCCUUGUGUAAAACAUAUGGUUUUCCAUGUAACACAACAUAAUUAGGGCAAGCUAUUGUUUCUCUAUCUUAACAACUAUGGCAUUAUCAUGUAACUAUCAGUGAACAAACUAGAAAGACUGCCCUUGUGUAAAAGGAAACUAUACAUAGCCAAUCCAUAAUUCUGCCAGAGAGGAAAAUACCAAUGUAAUGAUUGUUUAGGUUGAUAUUAUCUAGAUUUGCUAGUUUUACCUGGUAAAGUUUUAACGCUGUUGCAUUUUUUUCACUCAUAAGUUCCCAGAACUUUUUGAUAGCUUCAGAAAUUUCUACACUCUUCUCAAAUUUUGAAUCCCAAAGAGCUGCACCCUCUCUACUGAUAUGUGGCACUUGUACUCUCCUUUUCAUUGAUUAUUAUUAUGAAAGAAAGGCCAAACGUUUCCAGAAGCCCUACAGCCACUGUCUGGUGACUGUACUGCAUUACCACCAGGUGUUAGAAAAACAAUUAAAAAGAAAAACAAAUUCUAAAGAUGAGAGAAUAGCCAUGUAACCUUUUCAAAAAUACUCCUACUUUGGUCACAUGCACAAACCUUUAUACGUAGCCUGACAUGCACCUCCUCCUGUGUAUACCAUGUUGCCUAUCUGCUGUCUAUACUGAUUCUGUCUGUUCCAUCUCCAUUGGCAUCCCCUCGGCAAAUGCUGCUCAAGGUUUGACAUAAGUAGAAAAUGUAAUAAGACAAUUUUACCAGAAUAAUAAUCACACUGCCAACUAGUGUUUAAGAGAAGUAUUGCAGAGCAACAUAGACACUUUUAUGCACAGUGUGUUGUGUUAAGGACAGCCUCAGCCUCUAUGGCAUUGAGUCAAUGGAGAAGUAUGCAACAGGCUUAACCUCCAAAUACAAAAGCGUAAGGGAAGAAGUCACUCCAUGCUGUAGUGGACUAAAUAGAAAGACUGCACAUGUGCAAAUAGUAAAAAGAAUAUCUUAAAAUCAUAGACAAUGUCAUGAUAAAGGUCAGGAGUUUUCUGACCACUUGUAUCCCAAACUAGCAGUUGUAACUCCCAGUGUCCUCACCACUUUGCUUGUUUGUGUAUCUAGGUAUGUGGGGAAUCUGUCCCGGGACGUGACAGAGGCCCUCAUCUUGGAGUUGUUUGGCCAGAUUGGACCCUGCAAGAGCUGCAAAAUGAUAGUAGAUGUAAGUUUGAGUGCCACAUUUUAACUUCUUGUUGCUUUGUUCCUCUUUCACAUGGAUAGAUAUGUCUUGGCUUCACCAUACCCUCUUGGCUAUAAUAUCCCACAAUAACCAACUUGAAACGGUUUUCUUUCCAUGAUUCACAAAAUGACAUUUUUUCCUCCCUCUUAAGUCCCUAUUGGUCACUUUCUUACCUUUCUGUGUAACCAGUGGCUACCAUUGCUGUUGACCUUGUUGUUUGGUCACAGUGACACAAGUCCAUAUUAUGACAUCGAAUUGCAUCUUAUUUUGUCUUCUUCUGCAUACAUUUGCUGCUCAACAAGUCACUUCUUAUGUCUUUAUUUAGAAAAAAAAACUAAUUGCCAUCCUACUAGAGUUUCCUCAUCUGACUCAGAAUUAUGCACAUUAUUGUACAGCUACUAAUACGAGUAGGUGCUCUUUAACUGUGAGAGGUGGUGGCUAAGUGUGUGGUGGGUUUGAUUCCAGCCUUGGCCCUCUGCGGCAUGCCCUUCUCUCUCUCCCUCUCUCUCUUUAAAGCUUUUCCUGUCACACUCUAACUUUGUCUAUAAUAUAAGGGCCAAGACUCAUCUGAAAAGCGAUGUCAAGCAGUUUUCAUACAUGGUCAUCUCUUCGGUACAGACUCUGUAUUGUUAAUUUUCCAAGUCAGAAACUGGGACCUACAACAGAGCGUGUUUUCCCUUUUGGUUUGUUGCAUUGCAACCCAAAAAUAACCUGGACUGCGGGUCUUUUUCAAACACCAACUUAUUCAGGAAAGAUCUCCCCUUUUUCAGCGUGGUUUAUUUAAAAUCCUCACAUGUGUUUCAUAUUAUUUGGAGACCAACAAGUCCAAACAAGAGAAUCAAUACUUAAUGUUAUAAAUAGAUCCCAGGAGAUGAUAAUGUGGAGAGCACUUAGAUGGCACUAUCCCAGUUCUCCACAACUAUUCAUGGCACAUUGAGCCUUUCUGGCAUUCACAGACUGAUUGCAGAGGUUGCCACAUUAAUAUACCCAACUACCCACUGAAUUAAUCACACUCACUUUGUUUACGUGCACAGAGCAACAGUCAUAGAUCGAUUAGGUGCUUUAAUUGGACUGCUGUCCUUGUCUAAGUUUACAAGCACUGGGCAAAUAUCGAAUUAUCAACAGAUGCGUGUCCACCUCGGCUACAGUAGGUGGCGACAUGCCCCUUUCCAGCUUGCUACUAUUCGAUUAUCUCCCAGCUGAUCCAUUAUGUGUUAAAAGGCUAACAGGAUGUAUGUUGAAUGAUGAAAUUCCGGUCACUUUUACAGAUCUGUGCCGUGUUUUUUUUGUACGGAAAGUUUCAUCUUUCCCGUCUCUUCUUCAUCUGUCAAGGUUUUGUUUACUGCCUGGCUUCCUAGCAACGCGUUCAUGCGGUUGGACUCCAAACACUGGCCAAUUUAGGUCCAAUUGAGCCGAAUACAUGGAAGACGUGGUGUGCACCGUUUAGCUUGUUACCAUUGGAUCAUGUUUCAGUAGGCCUAUUUCAUCACAUACUAAAACAAUCAACAAACGAGGCAAGCCGGUUGUAUUUCGAACAGUAAAAACAGACAACUUUACAACUCUGCACUAAGUGUCCUCAUCUUGUUUCCUGCCUUUCUUGUUCCGUUGAGGUUUGUUUACUUCUUGGGUUCUUUCCAAGCAUCUCAGCUGUUUGAUUUCUACGUCAAACUGUGAAACAUACACAGAACCUCGAGGCUGUUUGUGGGUUGAUUUGAGUGUGUAAAUUUAAGAGAGAACUGAUUCUCACCUGUUUGGUUUAGGUUUGUGAGUAUGACAUGGAGUAAUGUCAGUGCUACUAAUGAGCUUUUAUGUAAUCUAAGUCCAGUUAUUAGUCAAACUAAUGCUAUAAAUCAAGUUUUUCUAUAUUAAAUCAAUGUACUGACUCACACUAGGAGUCAGCUUGGACUAUCUUGAGGUGCCCAGGAUCUUUAUUCUGCACAAGCUGAAGACUGAACUAUGUUUUGGUUCUUUGAGAGUUAACCAAUGAGUCAUAUCCGCCCUAAGUUUAAUGACCAAGUACAUCAUACAGUGUUAUUAUAUUAGUUAGGUACAGACAAACCUACAGCUGUCACAAAAUUAGCGGUGAUGAGGAAGUGUUGUUAUUUUUACUACCCCUGACUCACACCCUGAGUCUAUCAGCAUUCAACAUAAAGCCUUUGCCUCUUCGGUCUCUUCGUCAAAAAUCUCCACAUUUGAUUUAAACAGAGGAUACAGUGAGCGUACACGCCAACAUGAUUUUGACAAUGAUGUGAUGUUUGUCGGACUUAAAUACUUGUGUUUUGAUUCUGCCCUACAGACAGCAGGUCAUGAUCCAUACUGCUUUGUGGAGUUCUAUGAGCAUAGACAUGCCACUGCCACAAUCGCAGCCAUGAAUGGUCGGAAAAUUCUGGGUAAGGUAAGCAAUCAUAACUCCUGGGUGAGUCAAACAGGGCAAGGCUGGGUGGGAGAGGUUAACAUGAAGCCGGAAAAACUUGUAUCUUAUUAAACCUUAUCUUCCUGCUCCACCUCACUUAAUUUGUUUGAUUCCCUAGUGCACAUUACUUUUCGGUGCACAGUUUUGAAAUGUCCAGGACAAACAACAGGCUCAGACUCUGUAAGCUUCUGCUGUGUUAUCAUCAUAAGGGUUCUGAAGACAUGAUGUUCAUAUUCACUGCACAAAUUUUGCUUGAAAAGUUCCCGUUUUUAUUGUCCUCUUGGUAUUAACAAAACAAAACACUGUAGAUUAACACCAGUCAGUAGAUUUCCAUUUUUCACAACACGCAACCCAUGCUCUCUACAAGCACUGCUCUGAAGUAGGUGUUUAUUAGUAACUAGUUGGUUUUUCUAGAGUAAAUUGACUUGUCCCCCACAGAAGCUAGAAAUAGAAGUGCACUUAUUUCAUUAAAUGUUGAAACCAUUUAAGUUUCUAAUUAGGCCUCUGAUUAUUUUUUGCACUUGCACCAAAGCUGUAAAUAUUUAAUAUUUGAUUAAGCCACUCUGCAGCAGUAAAACUCAAGUGUUUACUCACACAUAAAAGCAGAAGCUGAGUGUUUGUUGUGUUUGCGUGUUUGAAUGGAUCAAAAAAACAACAGAGUGAAACUUUUUACUUUUUUUAUUUUUGAUAACUUUUUUUCUGAGUAAAUUGGUUUUUAGUUCAUAAAAUGCUAAAAGAUGUUUUUAAAGUCCAGCUUGAUAUAUACAUAUAUAGUUGCCAUGUUUUGUCUUUGAAAUCAUAAUAUUCAUUUCAGUGUGAGAAAACUACGGACAUAAACAUUCACUUGUGAGAAGCUGAAAUCUGUUCGACUUUCUGAGAUUUUUUUUCGAUGUAAUGUGAAACAUAAACAAAUAUAAUCUACCGUAAUGCCUGGAAUAAGUUGCAAAGGCUUUUACUGUCUGUCUACAUGAAGACUUCCAUUGUGUUCAGCAAUGUUCAGUUUCCAUGCAGAGGUGUAGCUCUUUCUAGUGUCACCAGUUAUCACCACCCUGCUAGCUACUCUUUCAUUAGUACAACUUGUUCGCAAAGUCUCUCGCCGUCUGCUUCUGCCAUUCACUCGUAAUCUUGAACUGAAAAGUCAAACUCAACUCAACAGAGUUUAUUAAUGCAAUUGUAACCCAGCUCUCUUUCAAUAUCUGAAUGCAACCGAAUGAGGGAGAAAAGCGUUAAAAAAUCGCCCUGCCAAUACUUCAUAUUGAAGCGCCAUCUUCUGGGUAAAACACUGCAGUACAACGGAAUAAAUCUCCCUGUAUUUUAAACUUUGGGAUGCACCUGCAAAGGAUGCAGCUCGUAAUAAAAAAACAGUGUUAGAAGUAUGUCUGGUACUGGGAGCUAAUCGCCUUGCAGUGUGAGCAUACAGUCCUUUUCUUAUCAGUCACAACCACUUGCUGCAUGUUCUCCCUUAUUCUCCAACCCAGAUAUUUCCUGUCUCUCUUGAAUUACCAAACAAAGGUAACAAUGUCCUUUUAGAAGUGUCUAAACACCAAAUUUUACAGUAAUUAAGGAAAGUGUUCUUCUAUUGUAUUCUAAUGUAUUCUUUACAGUUAUUAGGUUUGUAAAUAACAAGUCACAACAUGACAUUAGAUAGUUUAUUUCUGAUAUUGCAGAAUCAGCCACCAUAUAAUCUUUGACUCAACUCAGGGGCCUGCAAAUGUCACAUUCCCAUGUAACACAAUCCGACUCAGAAAUCGGUGAGAACCAAUUUGGUCGUGAAAACAUUUUAUGGUGCGUUAAUUGAUCCAGGAUAACUUGUCAAUGCAUUAACAUAUUUAGUUGUAUAAUUCUGCAGCCAACAGAAAACAUUACAGCUCAAAGGCAGGUUUAUUUGCAGGCCUUUGUGUAAAAUAACAUACCAUUCAUAUUCAUAAACUGGUUAACUUACAUUAUGUGUUUAUUCAAGUGUAAACAAAGUGCUGUGUGUGUUUUAUUUUUCACCUCAUACAACAUGCUCCAACAGCUCUGCUUUAAUUAAGGUUUUCCUUGAGUGAGUUUUCCAUCUGUGUAUGAAUUGAUUUAACAUGGUCCUGCUGUAUAAUAAUGUUAUGUGUUAACAGUCUUCUAUCUACUACAGUUGUUGCUCUUUUGUGCCCCUUACGUUUUUACUGCUAUGUGUUCUUCUGCAAACUUAUGUCCACAUAGAAUCCACAUAAGAGCAACUUUAACAGAAAUACAUUCAGUUGAAAAUAUUUUAUCCUCAACAGGUAUUGAAGGACCAUUUGAGGAGUAUAACAAGUUCGUAAAAAUCACUUGUUUGUAAGUCCCUUGUUAUUUGGACCUUACUUCCUACAAUUUUUCUCCAAAUUUUUACUAGACUGAGACUGAAUUGUUCCUGAUUAUGAAGGUGAUAUCCCAUAAUAUUCUCCACUGUGUUUUACUGUUUGAUUAAGUAAUGCAAAGGUUUGUAAAAUUAGAUUAUAACAUUGGAUAAAUCAGUUUGUAGUGAUGGUUUAAGUAGAACCGAAGUGUGGCACACAGAGACCACUUAAUUAAAAAAAAAAAAAAAAGUUCUCAACCACAAAAGUAAAACUGGUGUGUGACAAAACCUCUAAUCAAAGAAAAAGCACCUUCCUAUAGUCUGCAAACAAAGUUCAGAUUCUCACCUGUCCUCUCUUCCCUCGCUCUCGACGUCUGUCUCUUGCAGGAGGUGAAGGUCAACUGGGCCACGACGCCAACCAGCCAAAAGAAAGACACAAGCAGUGAGUGGAUCACCUCUCUCUAUUAUGUCUUUUUGCUGAUAGAAUUUUAAUAAACAUGUUAAACCAAUAAUAAUACCUGCAACAAUACAAUUCUUGUUUUUUUUUUGUAGGUCACUUCCAUGUCUUUGUUGGAGAUCUUAGUCCUGAAAUUACCACAGAUGACAUAAGAGCAGCUUUUGCUCCAUUUGGAAAAAUAUCGUAAGUUACUACCAUUUACUCUCAUUCUACACACUGUCUAAAAAGUAAAUAUUGCAUAUUAUUAUCUAGCCAACUCUAAUCUUGUUUGUCUUGAGAUAUCUUUCCCCAAAAAUUGUGGCUUUAAAAUGCAAAUAAAAACAGAAUUUGAUGGUUUGCGAAAAAUUUCUUUGCUAUAUUUAAUUGGAAAUAGUGCAUAUAAAGUGUUAAACUAAAAAGAGGUUGUUUUGUCAAAAAGUAGCUCUAGUAUAUCAGAGUAAAUGGUACAAUAUAGAAGACUCCCUCCAUAUUCCACAUUUGACUUCAUUUUAAAUCAAACAUUUCCAUUAUAUGUUUCUGCAUUUUUUUAACAUCAGUCAUUGUUCUGUUUGUCCACAGGGAUUGUCGUGUGGUGAAAGACAUGGCCACAGGUAAAUCAAAAGGCUAUGGCUUUGUCUCCUUCUUCAACAAAUGGGUGAGUAAACAAUCAAGUGGCCACUAGUAAGUGGACGGGAAAUGAGCCAAGCUCUGAUUCAUUGGCAUCUGAGACACUAUUUACCGUAAGCUGUCCCGUGUUGGUCGGUGACUCAGGAGUUUGUUGCGUGUUUGUUCUGUGUUAUCAGGACGCAGAGAACGCCAUCCAGCAGAUGGGAGGACAGUGGCUGGGCGGGAGGCAGAUCAGAACCAACUGGGCUACAAGGAAACCUGCUCCCAAAAACACGAAUGAAAGUAAGGUCCCAGUGAUUCAGUCAAAGGUUAAUUAAUUGGAGGUGGCUCGCUGUAAACCUGCUCGGCGUUUUCUUACUCACAGUGGAGGGAAUUCACUCUGUUAUGCAUUAAAUGUCAGCAUACUUUGCUAUUUUUACAAUUGAGUGCUGCAGUUUUAUUAUAGUCUUUAAAAGUAUCUAUACAUGUGACACCUCACACUUGACUCAAAUGGUAUUUUCCUCCUGUAGCACCCAGUUCCAAGCAGCUCUCUUUUGAUGAAGUGGUCAACCAGUCCAGCCCCAGCAACUGCACCGUGUACUGCGGUGGAGUCACAACAGGACUGACAGGUGAGUCACAGUUUGUCUGCAGGUGAAGGAGCGUCGUGUGCUCAUGGAGUAUAUUAAAAUAUUUGUUCUGUUAUUUAUUUUAUUUGCAGAGCAAACGAUGAGACAAACCUUCUCACCCUUUGGCCAAAUCAUGGAAAUUCGUGUUUUCCCAGACAAAGGAUAUUCAUUUGUGAGGUACGCCGGCUUUGUUAUGUACCCGUGCCUGUUACCCAUGUUUGUGAUCAGAGUGACUUGAUUUUAAGCUCUUCUCUGUGUGCAGGUUCAACUCCCAUGAGGCAGCCGCUCAUGCUAUUGUGUCCGUCAAUGGCACAUCCAUAGAGGGUUAUGUUGUGAAGUGUUACUGGGGUAAAGAAACAACAGACAUGGUCAGCCCCAUACAGCAGGUACAGAUGCCACAGGUAUGUACCUGAGUGUAAUGACGAGCUUGUCUUAAAUCAUCGCCUUUUACUGCUUGUCAAGUGUUUGCUCUGGUGCCUGGACCUUAAUCUAAUUCUGUAUAAUGUGGGUGCAACGUGAGCCUCUGCCUCCUAAAAUAUUCCUCUGUAUGUCAGCAGAACACGGUGAGCUUUGCAGCGCAGCCCUACAGUCAAUGGGGUCAGUGGUACGGCAACACGCAGCAGAUUGGUCAGUAUGUGCCCAAUGGAUGGCAGGUGCCGAGCUAUGGAGUCUACGGACAGACCUGGGAUCAGCAGGGCUACAAGUGAGUAUGCACGCUCAGAGGAGCAGCUCCACAAAGUUAAUGCGUCAAAAUAGCUUUUCUGCUUUCCUAUCAGACAUGCAAAUUACUGCUCUUGCAAAUCAUCUUUUCAUGCUUCAGUCUUUUUGUUCCUUCCUGAGCCAGUUUUUCUAGUUUCUUUUUCUACCGUGACACAACAUUAAGGCAGUCAAACAGGCUUCUUAAUAUUUCCUACUGUUUCCAACUUGCAUUUUAAUGAUUUGUAACUUUUUAAUCUCAACAAAUAAUGAAAAACUCUUGAGAAACGUUUGAGAUUUUCUGCAGAAGUUGUUGCAUACAUACCUGUUCGGAAAAGUGCUAAAUUAAACCUUGUUCAGAAAUCAGUUUUGAUCUGAAUGGCUCAUUUCUCUUUCAACACACUGAACAGGGAAUAAACUUUUUGUAAUUCAUAAAGAUUUUAAGGCUAUGAGUUUUGCAUAAUUAGAGGCACAUCUGACUUGGCUGACAGGCAGGCACUUUAGAGCUGUUAGUGAGGAUGCUCAAGGCCUGGCUCAGCUCUGCCUCCAGCUCCAAAAGUCUGCCUCUGAAUCUCAUCUGUGACAUUUUUGAGAUUACAACCAUGAUUUUAUGGCUUUACUGUGUCUAUUUACACUUGUCCCUUCAAGUGUCUGAAAUUUGUCAAAAUUAAAUUCACUUUCAUUCUUUGUUUCAUGCAUAGCCAAGCAUAUAUCUCACAUAUUUUGUUCUUUUUUUUUUUUAUAAUCAGACUUUAUUUUAUUUUCAGAAUUUACGUACAACUAUACAUCAUUUUUAUUCAAAUAAGGUAGAAAAUGACAAGAAAAAGAUGAAACAUGGGGGAAAAGAAAACAAAAAGAAGGGUUAACAAAGAAAAACCCCAACAACAACAGCACAACAAUGUGUCAUCAAUUUAAGUAUUUAAGUAAAUAAAGUAUUUUUUAGCAUUAGCUCAGUCUUGGACCCCCUAAACCACCAUCUCCCUUCCAUAUAGUUUCAUUCAGACCUUUAGGCAAGUAAUCCAUAAGGGGCUGCCAUGUGUCCAUAAAGAUAUCAUCAUUCCCUUUUAAUUUGGCACUUAGCCUUUCCAUCAGUAAAACUCUAAAAAUUUCUUUGUAUUACUGAGGUACAGUGGGAGGUUUGUGUCCAGUCCAAUUAAAUAGUAUACAUUUUCUGGCCAAAAAUAAGAGUUUAUUAAGUAAUUUUGAUCUUCUCACAUCCAUAACUCUAUUUGUAGGUGGCAGCCCCAAUAGAAACUGGCCUGGAUCUUUACAGAUCUUUUUUUUUAAGUAUUGCUGUCAUUCCCUUAGAUACACAGGACCAGAACUUUGAUAUUCUUGGACAGCUCCAGAAGCAGUAUCUAUAUGUUCCAUUUGUUAACUUACAUUUAAGGCACAAUGGUGUUCAUAAGGUGUCCUUUGCUGUCUAUGAAUUAUUCUAUACUGUAUUUCUUUGAAUUUAUUGACAUAUUUUGUUCUCAAAGCUAAGAACAGUCCAUCUUGUUUUUCAGAAAUUCUUGCAACUCUGGGAUACGUGCUAAUUAGUCAUUGUGGGGCACUAAAGCAGUUUCAAUUCAACCAGCUUUGCAAGAAGAGAAUUUUAUAGAUCGUUUUCUGUACCUGGCCUAAAACUCCUGUUAUGAAGUCCUUUUUGAAUCUAUUCAUCUAACUUUAUUGUUGCUUUCUGUUGCAGUCACUUACAUGCUGGUGCUGGAUGGACUGGUGUGGGUGCCAUGAGCAACGGGGGAAUGGUGGAGCCCGGGCAGGGCGUCAACGGGACGGUGCUAACCAACCAGGCCGGCAUGAGCACUGCAGGCUUCCACACUCAUUGAUCAGUGAUCACAGUAGCCCUUUCUGAGCCUCCGAGGCCACAUGGAUGAUACUCUGCUGGGGGAAGGAGCCCUUUAGAUGUGCUCUCUCUGUUACCACACAAAGUUAUUCUGUUAGCGAGGCUGGUACGCCAUUUUAUCAACCUCCACCAGCCCAUAACGUAACCCACUGCCCAAAAUCUGCAAGUGUACAGAAAUCAGUCCACAUCAGAACAAUUUAACACUGUUAAUUACAGCUAUCGCUAAUGCACCUUGCAUUCCUGGGCCCAUUUUAUUCUUUGGCGUAUUUUUGUAAUGCCUGCAGAUAACUGGCCAAAUGUAAAUUAUUCAACCGUGUCAUGAUAUUUCUAGCACAGCCACGUUUUAGUUUAGGAGUAAAAGAAGUGUUCAAUAAUUAAAUCUAUAGUAAAACACCAUUAUUUUUGUUUUCAGCCCCUCAAAGCCAAAGAGCAAGGGCAGAAUUUUAUACCAAUGUUUAACAAUCAUACAGGGAGACAAGGGUACCAACUUUGCCACAGGACAGACUCAACAGUCCAUAGUCAUGUAUUGAGGAAGGGGUGCGAUUUGGAUUUGUUCCCUCGAUUUGAACCUCUUGCAGCCUGUUUCUAAAGUGAGAAAUGAGUCAGAGGAAGCUCUCAGGGUGUGGUGAGGUCGUUCUGUGAAAAGUAGGGAAUCACUGAGUAAGAAAAGGCAGGUUUGUGGGGAAAGUGGACGCCAUAAAAUCAGUAAAUUUCCGCGCUCCUUCUUAGAUUCAUCUCCUGGAACAGACUGAAUGGACUGGAUUCAAUCUGUGAAUAAGAAAUGUGUGUGUGUGUGCUGGCGUGUGUGCAUGAACUCUGAUGCUUUUUACACACAAGAUUCAACGUCCACUUUCAUCUCCCCUCCCCCUCCCCCCCUCUGAAAAACUGAAAGGACUACUCCAUACUUUUUGCUGUCAUUAUUAUUCUCCAAAAUGCUGACAUUGUAUAAAGAGCUUUUUGCCUGUUUCUGUUAAAUUUGGGGACUGUCUUAUAAAGAAACGUUGCAGUGACACCAUCGAUUCAUGUGACAUGUGAGACCUUUUAUGUUUGUUUAUAAAAGUGGCUGUCAACUGUCAACAUUAUUUUUUAAAUUAGAUUUUCAAUAUCUCAAAUAAAUCAAUUGCAGGGAUUACUGCCACUCUUAUCUUACUUCUAGGCAGACAAUAUUGCACAAUUACUUAAGAUUAUCUUUUCAAAAAAAAAAAUUCAAAUAAUAGGGAUUUUUUUAUGUUUUUGCAUUCCACUUUGUUUUGUAAUUUGCUUUGGAACUCUGUUUUAUGUGACAGUCUGUUCAAUUGUACUGAAUCUGUAUAAAGACAACAUGUUACUUUGCUUCUGGUUGAGGUAAUGGAUUCCAGAAACAGCUGUUUGACAGUAGCAUCCCUGUCCAGUGCUGGUCCGUGUACAGUAGAGAAGGUGCGAGGUUUGAUUCUUCCGGAGGACGAGCCGCAUUGCUAUGUAAUGCAAAAAAAAAGAAAAAAGAAAAAAAAAAAAAGAGAGACAAAGCCUUUCGAUCGACAAGUAAUAACAUAAUUUAAGUUAUUCUGUUAUCCUAAAUAACGAUUGUUUUUAUAGAUUAAGAAACAACCUUCAAGGAUCAGAUUUUUGCACUGUGGCCACCAUCAUUUUUAAUAUAGUUGGAAAAAUCCAUUGUGUUGCCUUACUAUCAGUGAGUUUCUUUAAUUUAACCAAAAAUCAUCCAAGAGUAGGCGGUGCCUAAGAAUGUUUUCAACCUAUGUUUUGGCAAGGGAAGUUCUGUUGAUGCUUCAGUAACAUGGUUUGAGUUUUUGCUUUGUCCCAUUAAAUUGCUGAUGCUUAAAACAGCUCCCAUUUAACCUGUUUGAAUCUUAUCUUCUAUCCUCUGACGUGUGCUG
Molecule: messenger RNA, 13231 nt
Organism: Xyrichtys novacula (pearly razorfish)
Lineage: Eukaryota; Metazoa; Chordata; Actinopteri; Labriformes; Labridae
Source: the annotation of a GenBank genome assembly